Molecule: messenger RNA, 375 nt
Organism: Gaeumannomyces tritici R3-111a-1
Lineage: Eukaryota; Fungi; Ascomycota; Sordariomycetes; Magnaporthales; Magnaporthaceae
Exons: 1
Coding region: 1-375 (124 amino acids)
Source: RefSeq, a predicted model, not a curated record
AUGGUAGGUUCGGACGCGUUCAUGGGCUGCCCCAUCGGGAGGUCCAAGUCCAAGCUCACAAGCACGGGGUCCCCCACAUCACGACACACGGGCGGAUUGCUACAAACACGGCAUCUGAAUGGCUGGUCGUCGGUAUCGGACGAGACUCGGAGGGACGCCGACGGGGGCAGUCAGUCAGAUGCACGUGACGAGACGGCAGAACACGACGAGAAGGAGCUGGGCACGGCAUUUCAGAGCUCAGAGCGGCCAAACUCCCGACAUGCAAUAUCAAACAUCACAUUAUCAGCGGAGCGAAACGAAAUGUCAAGGCACCUGACAGGUGGCUGGCCUGCCCCCCGAGCACACACGCCCCCCUCGCCGGCGCAAAAAACGUAA